AUGUCUGAUGCUGCAGCAAAUGGUGCCUCCGACGAGCUGAAAAAAGCCCUUUCCCUCGAAACCCUUUUUGGUCUCAAAGGUCUUGUCGCUGUCGUCACAGGUGGCGGAACCGGAAUCGGUUUGAUGUGCACCCAAGCCUUGGCAGCUCAUGGUGCUCGAGUCUACAUCACAGGCAGGAGAGAGGAAGUAUUGAAGCAAGCGGUUGAUAAUUACCACCAACACGCCCAAGGCGAAAUAAUCGGACUUCAGGCAGACGUUACCGAUAAAUCUGAUUUAGAGAAAAUCAUAAAGGAUAUCUCGGAGAAGGAGCCUAACGGCAUACAAAUUUUGGUAAACAACGCCGGAAUCUCUGGUCCAAAGACCGAGGCUUUUAGUAACGGACAUUCGAUUGAAGAGGCUUCUCAAAAGUUCCUCAAGAAUGAAAGUUUUGACCAAUGGGAUUCAGUCUGGAGGACCAACGUUUCCGGCGUGUUUUUCACCACCGUCGCCUUCUUGCCGUUGCUGGAAAAGGGGGGUAAUAAUAACAUGAAGUACCGAAGUGGAGUAGUUAACAUCACCUCAAUUAGCGGAAUGGUCAAAAUAUCACAAAAUCAUUUUGCUUACAAUGCUAGUAAAGCAGCUGCUAUUCAUCUCACCAAAAUGAUGGCAUGCGAGCUCGCAAAUAGUAAGAUCCGCUUCAAUUCUAUCGCGCCCGGCGUUUUCCCCUCUGAAAUGACGGCCAAACGCGAGAGCGAUGACCGAGGCAAAAGCGAUAUCUCGGAGUCUUUUGAUGCUUCGAAAUACAAAAUUCCAGCAGGGCGUCCGGGGAAGCUAGAGGAGAUGGCGGCAUCCAUUAUCUACCUUUGCGGUAAAGGUGGUCAAUACUGCGACGGUUUAGUAAUGAACGUAGAUGGCGGGAUUUUGCUCACAAACCCGUCGGCCUGUUGA
Molecule: messenger RNA, 927 nt
Organism: Puccinia triticina
Lineage: Eukaryota; Fungi; Basidiomycota; Pucciniomycetes; Pucciniales; Pucciniaceae
Exons: 11
Coding region: 1-927 (308 amino acids)
Molecular function (GO): oxidoreductase activity
Source: RefSeq, a predicted model, not a curated record